CAGAGCGCGACCACCGACCAGACAGCUGAGAGAGGCGGACAAGCACCGUCACCGGGCCCGGGGUACACGUAUCAAGGUAGCUGCAACGCAGCAUAGUAAUUUACCGGCUUUUUUUUGACCGAAUAAUGCACCAAAGAUGGCCGCCACACACUCCAUGCUGCAGGAGCGUAUCCAGGUGGCCCAAGAGCUGCUCAAGCGUGUGGACCAGCUCUGUGCGAGGCAGGUGCGCGAUGUGGAGGGCCGGGCCAAGCUUUGCAGCAAGCUGCGAGCCGAGCUCAAGUUCCUGACCAAGGUGGAGGCGGGCAAGGUGCUCAUCAAGGAGUCCCACCUGCAGAGCACCAACCUCACCCACCUGAAGGCCAUUGUGGAGUCGGCGGAGUCACUGGAGAUGGUGGUGAGUGUGCUGCAUGUGUUCGCCUACGAGGACGCCGGCGGCACCAAGCAGACACUGGUGGUGGAUGUGGUGGCCAACGGCGGGCACACCUGGGUCAAGGCUAUUGGGCGCAAGGCAGAGGCACUGCACAACAUCUGGCAGGGUCGGGGCCAGUACGGCGACAAGAGUGUGGUGGAGCAAGCUGAGGACUUCCUGCAGGCCAGCCGCCAGCAGCCUGUGCAGUACAGCAACCCACACAUUAUCUUUGCCUUCUACAAUGGCGUUUCCAGCCCAAUGGCCGACCGCCUGAGAGAGAUUGGCAUCUCGGUGCGCGGGGACAUCGUGGCGGUAAACUUGGUGAUGGCGGAGGAGGAAGGAAGCGAGGAGGAAGAGGGGGAGGGAGCAAACAAGGAGGGUAUGGAAAACUGCUACGAAGAGGAAGAGCGAGAAGACAAGGCAGCGGAAGAAGAUGAAGACGUUGAAAACUUUGUCGAAGAAGACGACGACGAAGAUGUCGAGCACACGCGAGUUGACCGCGACACCAUCGUGGCCAGCCUGGCAUUCCCCACCGAGGUCAAGGUAGAUGUGUGCCGACGGGCCAACCUGGACAUCACUACACUCAUCACGUACGUGUCGUCACUGAGCCACGGCCACUGCCGCUUGGCCUUCAAGGAGCAGGUGCUGACUGAGCAGGCAGCCCAGGAGCGUCAGGACAAGGUCCUCCCUCGCCUCCAGGAGUUCAUGGCGGGCAAGGAGCUGUACGCGUGCCAGUCGGCCGUAAAUGACUUCCGCGUCAUCCUGGACACGCUUGGCGGCCCCGGCGAGAAGGCGCGCGCCGAUGAGCUGCUGAGGCGGCUACGGGUGGUACCCGACCAGCCGUCUGAGCGCACCCAGCGCCUCACUGCCAGCUCCAAGGUGAACCCCCGCUCGCUUAUGAUUUUCGGCACGGGCGACACACUACGGGCAGUCACAAUGACGGCGAACAGUGGCUUUGUGAGGGCGGCGGCCAAUCAGGGCGUGCGGUAUAGCGUGUUCAUCCACCAACCGCGCGCCUUGACGGAGGGCAAGGAGUGGAGGGCCACGCCCAUAUGAGAGAGGGAGAACUAACACCCCCACAGCGGCAGGAGGAAAAAGACAGAUGAUGAGCGAAGGGCUCCGACAGCGAACAGGAAGGAGAAAAUUAAGGAAGGAGACAAUGUUUGUGGAAUGUACCACUGAACAGACAUUAAUUAAAGGGGUGUGGAAUAUACCACUGAAGAGUAAUUAAAUGAGUUGGGUGACUGCCAGAACAGAGAACUCUUCUUUUUCUUUUUUGGGGGGCGGGGAGGGGAGGGAGACAAAAUAUAUAUCACAGCUUUUUGCUAUGUGUCACUGAAAUGUAAAGGCAUUGUGCUCAGUUGAAAAACCACUACUGGUUUAGUUUAACAGGCAGUCGGUACAGGAGCAUUAUUUUUGCAACAACUGCAGACAUUGGUGAUAGUUGUUGUGUAGCCUAUACUGUAUAUGCAAAAAUAGUUAUUGAUAUGAUGAAAUAUCAGCGUAUUGUAUUUUAGGGCAAUUUAAAAAAAAAAACGGCUUUGGCCCUAUGUGCUGAUGAGUAUAUUUGUUUUCUUGUAUUGCAAGUCUGAAUUACAUGUGAAUAAAGCAUCUCUAAAAAAAAAA
Oncorhynchus tshawytscha (Chinook salmon) is the source of this 2035-nucleotide messenger RNA. RefSeq names its product linkage group 28 C7orf25 homolog (gene lg28h7orf25). Lineage: Eukaryota; Metazoa; Chordata; Actinopteri; Salmoniformes; Salmonidae. The coding region runs from base 137 to 1465 and encodes 442 amino acids. The transcript is spliced from 3 exons. The record is from RefSeq and is a predicted model, not a curated record.